CUUCAAAAUAACCCCCACGCACUUAGUUACUGCCAGCUCUGUUCUAAUGUUCUUCUCUUGCAACCUCUGAUUCUGUAGCCUUCAGUUGUGCUAUUUAACAGAGUGUGCUUAAGAAAUAGUAAUUUUGUAUAUUUACUGUAAAUAAGAUCAGUAUGAGUGAGGAAGAACCAGCGAAUGAAGUUUCUAAGAUUGAUUCAAAUGGAAAGAGCUUGCAGAAGAUAAUUUUGGAUGAAAUUACUGAGAAAGAGGAUUUGGAAACUGAUGGAGGAAAAGUCUUGGAGAACAAUGGAAUCAAAGAGUUGAAAGAAAAUAUUGUAAAAGAAAUUGAAGAUAAGAAAACUGAUAGUGUGGAAAAGGUAGAAGAGGACAAGAAAGUUGGUGUUGUGGAAGAAGCAAAAGAGGAUAAGAAAGAAGAUGGGGUGAAAGAAGCAAAAGAGGAUAAGAAAGAAGACGGGGUGAAAGAAGCAAAAGAGGAUAAGAAAGAAGGGGUGGAAGAAGCAACAGAGGAUAAGAAAGAAGAUGGGGUGGAAGAAGUAAACGAGGAUAGGAAAGAAGAUGGGGUGGGAGAAGUAAAAGAGGAUAAGGAAGUUGAUGGUGUGUCAUGUGUGAAAGAAGUUGAGGAGGAUGGGGAAGUUGAUGGUGUGAAAAAAGUAGAAGAUAAAAAAGGUGAUGAGUUGAAAGAAAUAGAAGAGGAUAAGAAAGAUGAUCAUAUAUCUGAAAAUGAUAAAAUGGAUGAAGACACUGAGAUUAAGGAAACAAUGGAAGGUGAACCAGAAAAUGGAAAAGAGGAAUCUGAGAAACCAGUAGUAGAUGCUAUGGAAGUGGAGGGUGGUAUUAAGGAGAAGGAGGAGAGCAAAGAAAAUGAGAAAGUUGAAGUGGUGAUGGAGGAGGAUGAGAAGGAUGAAGAUGAGGAUAAGGAUAAUAUUGAUAAGUCAAAAGAAGAGAAGGCAGAAGAUAGUAAGGGUGAGAAAGGAUCAAAAAAACGUGGGAGAGGGAAGAUCAAUGGGGAGAAAGUGAAAGAAAAAAGAAAAGAACUGAAGAAAACAGAGCCAAGGACUCCUACUAUUGAUCGCCCUGUGCGGGAAAGGAAAUCAGUUGAGAGGUUGGUAGCAUCAAUUGAUAAAGAUGCUACCAAAGAAUUUCACAUUCAAAAGGGCCGUGGUACACCUUUAAAAGAUAUACCAAAUGUGGCAUUUAAAUUAUCUAGAAGGAAGACUGAUGAUACCUUCAAAUUGCUCCAUACAAUUCUCUUUGGAAGGAGAGGGAAGGCAGUUGAAAUCAAGAGUAAUAUAUCAAGGUUUUCUGGUUUUGUGUGGCGUGACAAUGAGGAAAAGCAAAUGAUUAAAGUAAAAGAAAAACUUGACAAGUGUAAUAAAGAGAAGUUACUGGAAUUCUGUGAUGUGCUUGACAUAACAAUUAACAAGGCAACAACGAGGAAGGAAGAUAUUAUUGCUAAGCUUAUAGACUUUUUAGUUGCCCCUCAUGCAACCACAACUGUGUUACUUGCAGAAAAAGAGAAGCCCAGUAAGGGAACAAAGCGCAAGCGUGUUGUAAAACGGGGUUCAUCAAGAUCUGGGACAACUUCAAGACGUUCUGUGAAGAGGCAGAAGAAAAACGAAGAUUCUACAGUAGCGCGGAGAAAGAGUGCAUCUGACACAGAUGAGUCAGAGGAAGACAAGAAAGAUGAAGAAAACGAGGAGGAAAAUGAAAUUGGUGUUGCUGACAAAUCUGAGGAUGAAACACCAGAGAAAUCUGAAAGUGAAGACAAAAGUGAUUCUGGGAGUGAAUCUGAAGAUAUAAAAGAAAAGAAAAAACCUUCUAAAACAUCAUCCACAAAGAAAGAAUCUGCUAAGAAAAGUAAAAAUGAAAAAAUUACAGUUCCCAAUAAAUCUCGCUCACCACCAAAAAGAGCACCUAAGAAACCAUCAUCCAAUCUCUCAAAGUCUGAUGAAGACAGUGAUGAAAGUCCAAAGGUCUUUUCAAGGAAAAAGAAAAAUGAGAAAGGAGGAAAGCAAAAGACGGCAACACCAACUAAAUCUGCCUCCAAAGAGAAAACUGCAGAAAAGGUUACUAGAGGAAAAGGCAAAAAGAAAGAGAAGUCGAGCCCCAGUGACAAUCAGUUGCGUGAUGCGAUAUGUGAAAUUCUUAAAGAAGUUAACUUCAAUACGGCCACAUUUACCGACAUUCUGAAGAAACUUGCUAAACAAUUUGAUAUGGAUCUCACUCCGAGAAAGGCAUCUAUAAAAUCCAUGAUUCAGGAAGAGCUGACAAAACUAGCUGAUGAAGCAGAUGACGAGGACAGAGAAGAGGAUGCUGAGAAAGAUGAAGCCCCAUCUACAGGCCAAGAGGUUGAAGGCUGAUUGAAGAGUAGACUUAACUGCUUGGAGAUAGGUUUAGCAAGGUACUAUAACCCUAAUUAUGCAUGCUUCAUCUGUACACUAUGUUGAGUGGAAGUGGCUAUAGCUUACUCUUAGCAUUCAUCCAAUCUGAAGAGAACAAACUUGUAUUUAUCAAUUUAGGCUUUUGGUGGGCUGCCAGUGUGCAGCUUCUUGUUUAUAUAUCAACAGAAUUUGUAGGGUUUUAAACUGUUCAUGAAUACUACUGACCAAAACUGUACCAGUCUCAAGAAUCUGUCUCUAGUUUAAUAAACAUUUUACCUUAGAGGUUGUCACCUUUCCGUGUAUAUUGAUAACUAGUACCGGGAUAAAAGUAAUUAUCUCGGGUGACAAAAGAUGGCUCGUUCAUUAGCAGUAGCUGCAAUAAAUGUUGUGCAGGAGUGAUGAUGA
This is a messenger RNA of Glycine soja, 2786 nucleotides long. Its product is annotated as glutamic acid-rich protein-like. Gene Ontology annotation, cellular component: nucleus. The transcript is spliced from 12 exons. Gene Ontology annotation, molecular function: histone binding; DNA binding. NCBI's taxonomy places the organism in Eukaryota, Viridiplantae, Streptophyta, Magnoliopsida, Fabales, Fabaceae. Gene Ontology annotation, biological process: chromatin organization; regulation of double-strand break repair. The record is from RefSeq and is a predicted model, not a curated record. Bases 153 to 2360 code for a protein of 735 amino acids.